GUAGGGUUGUAACAGUGUGAAAGAGAGGGGGUCCCAAGUGGAAUUUAUUGUUUCUACCUAUCGCAUGCAUCCGUUUUGUUUUCUUUUUAUUUUAGAUGUGGUGUUGUGAAAUCUAAUGGCAUGCUUAGAAAUGUACAACAACUCAGAGCACAACAAGAACAACAAGGGUGAUAAUCAUCACCAUCAUCAUCAAUGCGCUCCAAUGAGCCCAAGAAUCUCUUUCUCAAAUGAUUUUGUGGAUGUGCAACAAGCCAUGAAGCUGCAAGAACAAAGAGGUGGCUCAUCCAGAUCAGACACGCCAGUGUCUUCAGACUUCGAGUUUUCAGUGGCAAACUACACCAUGAUGAGUGCUGAUGAGCUUUUCUUCAAGGGAAGGUUGAUGUCGUCCACUUAUGUUAACACGGACAACAACAACCAGCAGAGGGCCACCACCACUCUCAAGGAAGAGCUUCUUAUAAAUGAUGAUGAAUAUGAUCAUAAUUUUUCUCUCAGGCCUCCCAAGCCUUCCUCAACUAGGUGGAAGGGACUUUUGGGUCUUAGAAAGUCUCACAUUGGCUCCAAGAAGCCUCACAAAAGUACUGAAGCUAGUUCUUCAGAAGCAUCAAGGUCUGCAUUCGUCAACGAGGGACCUCCAACUAGUAUCACUUUCUCAGGAGGUGUUGAAUGAAGGAAGCUCAAGUUGCAGAGAUUUGGAGAUUGGCUUAUAAGUUAUGGUUGGUGGUAGUGUUGAAUAUUUGUAGAGGAAUUAAUGGACCCUUUUUUUUCUCCUCUCCUUUCUUUCUUUUUGUUUUUCUUGCCUUGCUGAUGACAAGGUGGAGGGGGAAAAAGGUCAUGCUCUUUUUUGUUUAAUUCUCUCUUCUUCAUUGGAAUGGGAUGAGUUAAGUAACUUAAUUUGUGCUAGGAAUUUGCUUGUCAAUGUCGAUUCUUCUUUUCUUCUCUCUUCUAAUUUCUCUUGAUACCGUAUAAUAUAAUGUAGGAUUUGGUUA
Molecule: messenger RNA, 986 nt
Organism: Glycine soja
Lineage: Eukaryota; Viridiplantae; Streptophyta; Magnoliopsida; Fabales; Fabaceae
Exons: 2
Coding region: 116-667 (183 amino acids)
Source: RefSeq, a predicted model, not a curated record